AUGAGACUGAGAAUGGACGAAAGGAGGCGUGGAGGGUGCCGACGGCGCAUAGUAGCAACCAAGAGUGACACUACCAAUGGUGACAAAAACCCCAAUCUCAACACCAACAGCGUCAUCAAGAAGCUUCAAUCACGCGAGAUUUCUUCCAAACCUCACCGUGCUUUUGUUGCUGCUACUGCUCCACAUAGAUUCCAGAACAUGCGUUUGACUCAUCAAUUUGAUACUCAUGACGCUAAACACCGUUCUUCUCCUAAACCUUUCUUGCCGUUCUUGAUGAAAAGAACUAAGGUUGUUGAGAUCGUUGCUGCUAAGAAUGUUGUGUUUGCUCUUGCUCAUUCUGGGCUUUGUGCUGCUUUUAGUAGAGAAACAAAUGAGAGGAUUUGCUUUAUGAAUGUUAGCCCUGACGAAGUCAUCCGCAGUCUGUUCUACAACAAAAACAACGAAUCACUUAUUACAGUGUCUGUUUAUGCUUCUGAGAAUUUCAGUUCUCUGAAAUGCAGAUCUACAAGGAUUGAAUACAUAAGGAGGGCUGAGCCAGAUGCUGGUUUCCCUCUUUUCCAGUCCGAGUCUUUAAAAUGGCCCGGAUUUGUGGAAUUUGAUGAUGUUAAUGCAAAGGUUCUUACAUACUCCGCGCAAGAUAGUAUAUACAAGAUCUUUGACCUUAAAAACUACACCCUGCUAUACUCAAUUUCAGAUAGGAAUGUUCAAGAGAUCAAGAUCAGUCCUGGCAUCAUGUUGUUAAUACUCACUAGAGCAAGUGGUCACAUUCCACUCAAGAUUAUAUCCAUUGAGGACGGCACAGUUCUCAAAGCAUUCAAUCAUCUACUUCAUCGGAAUAAAAAGGUGGACUUCAUAGAGCAAUUCAAUGAAAAGCUUCUAGUCAAGCAGGAAAAUGAGAACCUUCAGAUACUUGAUGUACGGAGUUCUGAGGUGAUGGAGGUAAAUAAAACUCAGUUCAUGACUCCAUCAGCAUUUAUCUUUCUAUACGAGAAUCAGUUAUUCCUCACUUUCAGAAAUCGAACCGUUUCUGUUUGGAACUUCCGCGGGGAACUUGUUACAUCAUUCGAGGAUCAUCUGUUAUGGCAUCCAGACUGCAACACAAACAACAUAUACAUAACUAGUGAUCAGGACCUGAUUAUCUCUUACUGCAAGGCUGACUCUGAAGAUCAAUGGAUGGAACCCAAUGCUGGUUCCAUCAAUGUGAGCCACAUCUUGACGGGGAAAUGUGUGGCCAAAAUCAAUGCUGCAAAUUGCAGCAUGAAGGUGGACGAUUGCAAUAAUACUUGCAGCUGCAGACACAUUGAUUCAUCCCAAAUAACGAGCUCAGUUGCAGAGGCUUUGGAGGACAUAACUGCCCUCUUUUAUGAUGAAGACCGGAACGAGAUAUAUACUGGUAACAGACAUGGUCUUGUUCAUGUAUGGUCCAACUAA
Messenger RNA from Lathyrus sativus (Indian pea), 1431 nucleotides. The record is from the annotation of a GenBank genome assembly. Lineage: Eukaryota; Viridiplantae; Streptophyta; Magnoliopsida; Fabales; Fabaceae.